Molecule: messenger RNA, 3609 nt
Organism: Megalops cyprinoides (Indo-Pacific tarpon)
Lineage: Eukaryota; Metazoa; Chordata; Actinopteri; Elopiformes; Megalopidae
Product: integrin alpha-3-like
Exons: 26
Coding region: 77-3232 (1051 amino acids)
Biological process (GO): leukocyte migration; cell adhesion mediated by integrin; integrin-mediated signaling pathway
Cellular component (GO): external side of plasma membrane; integrin complex
Molecular function (GO): integrin binding
Source: RefSeq, a predicted model, not a curated record
CAAUAGUGUAUGAAAAGCGUUGAAAGUCUUCAGAAUACAGGCUCACCUGGUCCUUUAACGGAUAGCGAGAGUAAACAUGGCUCCGGAUCGAUUGCACUUGUUGUCCAAGGAUUUCUGCCUCUUAUUGUUUACGUUAUUUUGUGCAGUUGAGAAUUGCACUGGAUUUAAUUUAGAUACGCGGUUCCCAGUCAUCAAACAAGGACCAACUGAAGGCAGUUUCUUUGGGUUAUCCGUGGCGUUGCACAAACAGACGAAAGGGGCCAACAGAUACCUGCUCUUGACAGGGGCACCAAAGGAGAAAGCCCAGUCUUCACUGAAAGUCAAUGAGACAGGGGCUGUCUACUCAUGUCCUGUGACGAUCAGCCCUUCCGACUGCAACAGGAUGGACCUGGUCAACUCAGUGACUUCAUCUGAGAUUGUGGAGGGGAUGUGGCUGGGUGUGGCGGUGGCCAGCCAGAGAGAACUGCCGGAGGGGCGAGUGCUGGCCUGUGGUCACCGUUUCAUCAAGGUCAUCAACCCAGGCCCCAACGAGGUGUGGCGGAUGAUUGGGAAGUGUUAUGUGCGGGGAAAUGACCUGACCUUUGAUUUCAAUGACGACUGGCAGUCCUACCCGUAUGAGGACUGCAACCCCAGCGGCAACUUUGAGGGGGAGGGCAUGUGCACCAUGGGGAUCUCUGCGGGAAUCAGCCCGUCUGAUGUGUAUGCUGGCUCCCCAGGCAGCUACGUGUGGCAAGGCAACGUCCACGCCACACGAAGGCCCCUGGAUCCUGCACAGGCCUGGGACUUCAACUACAAAGCCUUUAAGAAUCUAGAGAAGUCUUUCUCCUACAUGGGUUACUCUGUGGCUGAGGAGAAGAAGCUCCUGAGCCUGGAUGAGUACACGCUAGUGACGGGGUCUCCACGGGACAAUACCAGGGGCUCGGUCACCCUGGCAAAGUUAGAGUACAGCCUCCUUCAGACCAUGGUCAUCAUAUAUGGGGAGCAGGUGGGCUCCUACUUUGGAAACAGCAUCACCGUCACUGACCUCAACAGCGACGGAUGGAAUGACCUGAUUGUUGGGGCCCCAUUCUAUUUUGACCGCAAGAAGGAGAAAGGUGGAGCCGUUUAUGUCUACAUGAACGAGAACGGCUCCUUCAAGAACGUAUCCACCUUGACUCUCUUUGGCUUCAAGGACUCAGCAUUUGGCAUGAGUGUGGCUGCCAUUGGGGACAUCAACCAGGAUGGGUUCCAAGAUUUUGCAGUAGGUGCCCCUUUUCAUGGGUCUGGGAAGGUCUUCAUCUGGAUGGGAAGCCAGCGGGGUGUCACUGAGGAACCUAGCCAGGUGAUUGAAGGAAAGGAGGUGGGUGAUGGAGCGUUCCGGACGUUUGGGUAUUCCAUCAAUGGCGGCAUGGACAUGGAUGAGAACAACUACCCUGAUGUGCUGGUGGGCUCCCUAGACAACCGCAUUGCUCUGCUGAGGUCUCGUCCUGUGCUACAUCUCAAUGAAACCUUCAUUGUGGAGCCGGGCAUAGUGGAUCCCAGCCAGUGCACCAGUGACUCAUGUGUGACGGUGCGGGUGUGUUUCUCCUACAUGCUCAGCAACGGUGACAAGAACUUAAAGAAGAACAUCAAUGUGAGGUACACCGUGGAGGCUGACAGUGGCAGGCGCUCCUCCCGACUCCGUUUCCUCGACAACAGGCAGGACAGCUACACUGGAUCCUAUUCCAUGCCCUCCGGCAAGUGCCAGGUCCUGAAGCUGAGCGUGGUGGAACCACUCCGGGACAGGGUGCAUCCUGUCAUCUUCUCCCUCAAUGUGUCCCUGCAUGAAGAAAACCCUGACGCGCGGCAGACCCUGCAAAACCUCGACUCCUUCCCUAUACUGGCCAGAAGCGAGACCACCACAGAGAAAGUCGAGAUUCACUUCCAGAAGGAAUGUGGAAUGGACAACAAGUGCGAAAGCAACCUGCAGAUGGCAGCAACUUUCGCCAACGAGCAUCUGGAUCCUUAUCCAAGCAGUCAGGGGGGCUACCAGGUGAUGCAGUUCAACAGUACGGUGAAAAAGUUGACACUGAUGUUGAACGUGACCAACCUGCCGGCCCCUGGGAGGCUGGCUGAAGACGCCCACGAGGCCAUGCUCAACAUGACUGUCCCACCCUCACUGAGCUACUCCGGGGUUCGCCCCUCGGGUAUUAAGUGUACAAUGGAGGGGACAUUGCUGUGCGAACUGGGCAACCCCUUCAAAAGCAACACUGAGGACAAAAUUCAGAUCCUUUUUGAGACAUCAGGGAUUACUCUGUACACCCGGGAGAUCCAAUCUGUACUGCAGCUGUCCACGUUGAGUGAACAGAAAGAUCUGAAGCCAAUACCUAUUGUCCUAAAGGUGGAGUAUACACUACAGACCUCCUUUUCUGUAGAUCCACACGUACAGCAGACAGAAUUCAGCGGGACAGUGGUAGGCGAGUCGGCUAUGAACUCCACAGAUGACAUCGGAAGCCCUGUGGAGUACGCCUUCAAGGUGGAUGUGUUGGGAGAACGCCUGGGCACCAUGGGGACCCUGGAGGUUGAGCUCACCUGGCCUUUUGAGGUGGCCAAUGGCAAGUGGCUGCUGUACCUGACGGAGAUCCUUACCAAAGGAACAUCAGAGUCACACUGCAAUCCACCAGGGCCUGUUGUCAACCCUCUAGGACUUGUUAUUUCGGACCCCAAACCUAGGAGGAAGCGGGAGGUGGACCCCCCAAAGCCUGAGGAGCCUGAACUGCAGGCAUCCAUCACCCUCCAGAAACCACGUGCGAGGAAUGUAUAUCUGAGCUGCGAUCAGGGAACGGCGCGCUGCGUGACGUUUGCCUGCCCCCUCCGCAACAUGAACCACUCGGCCGAGCUGAUCGUUAGAGCUCGAGUGUGGAACAGCACCAUGCUGGAGGACUAUGUCAACGACCGGGUGAUUGUGAGAGGCAAGGCCACACUGAAACUAGCGACUGACAAACCAGCCAUCAAGAUGACCAGCGAGACCAGAGAGUUUGUUCUGAAUAUAGAUCCAGGGCUGCGGGAGACACAUCUGUACCAGGUACCCCUGUGGAUCAUCAUCGUGUCAGUGCUGGCUGGAGUUCUGCUGCUGGGCAUGAUUAUUCUGCUGCUGUGGAAGUGUGGUUUCUUCCGCCGGGCCAGCAGGAGGGAGCUGUACGAGGCCAAAGCCCAGAAGGCCGAGAUGAAGAUUCAGCCCUCUGAGAAUGAGCGGCUAGCGGAGGAAUGUUGAGGGAGGUGGGGCCCUUGGGGGCCCCAGGCACACCUCACUGAGGUUCCUGGUGUGGCUUCUUUAAGCGGGCUGGCUACUACAGGAUUAUGCCGAAGUACCACGGUGUGAAAAUUCGCAAGGAGGAGCGCUACCAGCUCAACGAGGGGUUCUUGAAUGAGGACCCGAGCAAGAAGCACUGGGUCACCAACUGGACAGAAAUGCACCGUUAUUACUACUGAUCCCCAAAGCUCCACCUCCACAGGUUGUGGGGGAAGUGGUGAUGGGAGGACUGCAGUUUCUCCUACAUACAGAGCUGUGUGGGGCCACUUAGAUUGUGGGACAUGUGAGGUCUGUGAGGUCUUGACCAGUUGUAUUGACUGUGUUUCAUUCAUGGUUUU